CUCACGCUUGCGAAAAGAGCGUGCAGUUGUCGUCCUACUCGGUCCUAAAAGCGUCAGGCCUUCGUGUCUUACCAUCUACGUGUAUCUCUCGGUGUGCUUGAGCGUCACCAUGGUUCCGUGAUCUGAGGGGUCGUCCGUCCGAUAGACUCGCCUUAUCAUUGCUAUCAAAUGGCCCACUGGAAGGAGGAGUACUCCGCUGCGCUGGCGGCUCGUGAUCGACGAGAGAAAGCCAACAUAGCUAUCUACGAUGCGUAUACUCAACUGGCCGAUCGCACCGGUCGCAUAGCAGCAGCGGCUAGCAAUCCGCAAAGCCCGGUUCCCACUCAAGGUCAGCAGGUGCCGACCGACACGUCAGGAUCCCGUUCCAGUAAACAGACGUCAGGGGCGCAGGACCCAUCUCUACAAGAGACUCUUCUUGCGACACGUGCGGAUCUUUCCGAAGCACAACGGUCUCGUUCCGAACUGCAAGACCGGCUCGCUCGUGUGACCGUUGAGCUGGAGAAGCUGCGGAAAAGAAACACCCAAGAUAGCAGGCGGAUCCAUGCGUAUGGGGGUGAGGUUGCGCAUCUUCAAUUGCGUUUGAAAGAUCGCGACGAGGAGUUGCGAGGAAAGGCAAAACUACUGGACGAUUUCCAAGACGAGCUAGCAUCGUUGAAUCUCCAACUGAACAUGGCCGAAGAGCGGACUUCCCGGCUUGAACGGGAAAACCAAGAGCUCGUUGAUCGCUGGAUGGCUAGAAUGGGCAGGGAGGCAGAAGCCAUGAACGCUGCCUCCCAAUUCUCAUAGCGAGAAAACUACACGACGAACUGACAUAGACUCUUCAUAUCCCGCUUGAUGCUGGACUGAUUUCUCAAGGUUUGAUUUUGAUUUGUAGAAUGUACUGGUACCCAGUAUUAGUGUGCUGUCACAGGCUGCACAAGAAAGUUAUGAUCCCAAGAGAUGUUAUUCACACUGUGCCCAAGUCCUAUAUCUCAUUCCAU
Messenger RNA from Aspergillus sclerotioniger CBS 115572, 980 nucleotides. RefSeq names its product ATG16 family protein. The transcript is spliced from 3 exons. The record is from RefSeq and is a predicted model, not a curated record. Lineage: Eukaryota; Fungi; Ascomycota; Eurotiomycetes; Eurotiales; Aspergillaceae. Bases 169 to 786 code for a protein of 205 amino acids.